Molecule: messenger RNA, 779 nt
Organism: Capsaspora owczarzaki ATCC 30864
Lineage: Eukaryota; Filasterea; Ministeriida; Capsasporidae
Product: Mpv17 protein
Exons: 3
Coding region: 60-644 (194 amino acids)
Cellular component (GO): membrane; cytoplasm
Source: RefSeq, a predicted model, not a curated record
CAACAUUAAUACCACAUUUUCACUCGACACUCAAUACACGCAUCCGCUGAUUGUCAACAAUGGUGCUGUGGAGCUGGUACUUGUACAUGCUUGAGCGUCGCCCGAUUGUCAUGAGCGCCAUCUCCACCGGGACGCUGAUGGCGACGGGUGACUUGAUUGCCCAGCAGGCCAUCGACCGCAAGGGCAGGGAUCACGACCUCGUUCGCACAGCCCGCAUGGCUGCCAUCGGCUUUUGCUUUGUGGGUCCAGUCAUGCGACUGUGGUACACUGGGCUCGAGAAGAUUGUCCCAGCGAGCAAGUUGUCGACGCGAACGGCUGCACUGACCAAGAUGGCGAUCGACCAGACAGUGUUUGCGCCGUUCAUCAUCUCGUCCUUUUACGUCAACCUCGGGCUCUUGCAUAACGACUCAAUGGCGCAGAUCGAGACGCGGCUACGCUCAGAGCUCAAGGACACGCUCAUUGCCAACUGGAAGGUCUGGCCCGCCACCCAAUUGCUCAAUUUCUACUUUGUCCCCAUGCAGCAUCGCGUGCUGGUGGUCAACGCCGUCUCGCUGGGGUGGAAUAGCUAUCUCGGCUGGCGCGCGCACCGCAAAGACCCUUCCAUCGAGGAGGUCGUUGCCGCCAGUCCGGCUCCAACCAAGUGAACCACAAGGCGAUUCGUCAAGCAGGGCGUUUGCAACAUGGUUUUGCCUUGAUUGUUAUCCGUUGAUUCUUUUCGUUUGCCUCUUGUCUGCCUUUUCGUUCGAGCCUGAAUAAGUUACUCGCGUUUUUGCAACCGA